Messenger RNA from Venustampulla echinocandica, 1638 nucleotides. RefSeq lists its product as uncharacterized. The transcript is spliced from 2 exons. Gene Ontology annotation, molecular function: protein serine/threonine phosphatase activity. Lineage: Eukaryota; Fungi; Ascomycota; Leotiomycetes; Helotiales; Pleuroascaceae. Bases 1 to 1638 code for a protein of 545 amino acids. The record is from RefSeq and is a predicted model, not a curated record.
AUGAACUCUCUGAACAUCCUCUCGGCACGAGUCUCACCGCCGCAGACUCCAGCGCCUUCCCGCUCGAAUUCCUAUGGCAAUCUUCUGCCCGCUGCUGUGUCCGUGUCGGAACAGCAGAGGAGAUCCCGCGAGGAGUUAGCCAACGCCAACGAGGGCGCCGAAGGAGAAGCCGACGACGACCAUGACCAUGACCAGGAACAUGAUCACGACGCCGAUUUCCACGAUGAUGGCACGCUCCACGAAGAAGCCUUCCUCUCCGAGAAGGUCGAAGACGAGGAUUCAGCAGCCGUACCACUAGGCUGGCAUAUGAUCCCCAAGAGAAUUUCAACAGCAUUCAUCGAGUCUAUACGCUGGGUGCUCUCUGCUCUGGCUGCGCCGGGUGUAUAUCUGAUCGCAUACCUCUACGAUGAGACGGGAAACUUCGCGCCAUUGUCACAGUUGAGGAAACUUGGAAUGGCCUUUUAUGGGGAGACAGGACGGGCGUCGACUAACCGGACGGGUGAUCUCUCCUCGCGGGACGAAAAACGAGCGCUUCUUGGAGACCAAAAGAAGGGAAAGUCUUCGAAUGGCCGCCGAGGCUCUUCUAAGGCUUCCCGAGCAGCAUCGCCAGCUUAUUCUUCCUCUGGGGUGUCUUCCGAGUCAGAAUCUGACCGAGCUACUGUUGGCAGCGACAUGUCCGCGUCAGCGGGAUCGAACCGCCAUGCUCGCUCAAAGUCCCUACAACCAUCUGAUGAGAUCGCUCCCGCUCGACGGUCGAUUCGAAUAAAGCUUCACAAUGAGGAUACCUUGCGGCAGAGGAAGCAUAGGCGGGCGCAGUCGACAAACUCGCGAGGUGAUGGCUCCGGUAGACUAUCUUCCGAGGAGUCGGCUCUUGCUGCUAUCAAAUCCCCGACCUCUCCCUCUGCUUCGAUGCUUAUGACAAAAUAUCCUCGCGCUCCCGCACCACCCAGGCCGCUCAUACCGCCGCGACAGCCGUCAUGGUCUCUUGCAGAUGCGGCUAGCGGGAGACAUGUGCAGAAGACACUUAUCCUAGAUCUGGACGAGACAUUGAUUCAUAGUAUGGCCAAGGGGGGCCGCAUGAGUACGGGGCACAUGGUUGAGGUAAAACUCAACACAGUCGUUGGAGCUGGUGGGAAUACCACAAUGGGGCCACAACACCCUAUUCUGUACUACGUACACAAACGGCCAUAUUGCGAUGACUUCCUGCGAAGGGUCUGCAAAUGGUACAAUCUAGUCGUUUUCACAGCUUCUGUUCAAGAAUACGCAGACCCGGUAAUAGACUGGUUAGAACAGGAGCGCAAGUUCUUCUCGGGGCGAUACUAUCGCCAACAUUGCACAUUCCGACAUGGUGCUUUUAUCAAAGAUCUAAGCUCUGUGCAGGCAGACCUCAGCAAGGUCAUGAUUUUAGACAACAGUCCGUUGAGUUAUAUGUUUCAUCAAGGUAAGGAUGUCCCACUCCGCUUCCUCGCAGCCGAGCCUAACUCCGAGGUAGAUAAUGCGAUACCGAUAGAAGGCUGGAUAAAUGAUCCCACUGAUAAUGAUCUUCUUCAUCUUGUGCCUUUGUUGGAAGGCUUGCAAUGGGUAACGGAUGUCCGAGCUUUCCUUGGACUUAGGGGCGGAGAAGAUGGGAAGCAAUAA